Messenger RNA from Acytostelium subglobosum LB1, 3111 nucleotides. RefSeq lists its product as hypothetical. Gene Ontology annotation, biological process: malate transport. The annotation marks the transcript as partial. NCBI's taxonomy places the organism in Eukaryota, Evosea, Eumycetozoa, Acytosteliales, Acytosteliaceae. The transcript has 2 exons. The record is from RefSeq and is a predicted model, not a curated record.
ACUCUAAUUCCAUCAAAUAUCAAUCCAAACACAUUGUUAUUCGUACCGAUCUUUUGUAUAAUUAUCACAUGUACUCUCUCAGUAUGGACGGCCAUCAUCAAUGGUGCCACAUUGGUAUAUGCCAGUCUGUUCAGUUCACUAUACGUAUACUUGGUGUUCAUCAUCGUUCCCGAAGAUCUGUUCUGGAUCAGCUUCAUCAUCCUGAUGCCAUUCGUGUUCAUCAUGACUAGCACGGCAAUUGGACGACGAUGGUUCAAUCAACUUCUGGUCAAAAAGACAUUGAUCGACAUCACCAUCAUACUAUAUUUUUCGCCACGCGAGAACAAGGGCUCACAGAUAUGGGACUCGUUAAUGUCGUCGCUCAUGAUCGUUGCUAGUAUCCUUGUGGUGGGUCUGAUCGUGGCGCCAACACUUGCCACCAGACUGUUCCAGAGGAAGAUCAUCAAGACGUUGAACAGCACGAGGAUCCUGUUCAGAGGCGUUGGAUAUCAGAUGGAGGCUAGUGUCAGUCAUGAUGAGCGAGAGAUGAAGAAGAAUAGUUCAUUCACAUUCCCCAUGUUUCCACACCCCAAUGACAUACCAAUAAGCAGCGACUCACCUUUGAACGAUCAAAGCGUUGGAUCAUCAAACGAUAUAGAAGAGGAUGAUCUACUUGGUAUCAAUCUUGAUCCAAUCAACAACAACAACAACAACAACAACAACAACAAUGUCACGCCACUCAAUCAAACUAUGAGCAUCCCAAUCCCAACCCAACCAGAUCAGUCACCCGAAUCAAUAUCAUCACCCGAUCAUUCAUGUGUAAUCCCCGACGUCAUUGGUGUGGAGACAGUGCCGUCGCCUCCAAGCAUCGAUGUCACAUCAUCAUCAUCAGAAGGACCAUCGACAACAUCAUCACAAUCAACAACACCUGGCAACACAACACCGAAACAACAUCGCCGGAAACACUCUGAUGAAGGCGCCAGCAUGCCAAAGAACAAGAGUUUCAAGAAGCUCAAGGACUUUCUGCGUGGCGAUCACAAACACAGCGACACGACAACUGGCGAGACUCGGGGCCCACUGCCUCUGAGCCGAUCGACUGCACUGGAGAAGGAAUUGUUCUCCAAGAAGAUGAGCAAGAAACAGGUGCUCUCCACUGCUGUACUCAUACCGAGUGAGGGCGAACUCGCACAGAUGGAGAUACACCUCGUGAAGCAGAUCGAUCGUCUGACCAAGCUGUUGGUCGAGUGUCGUCAAGAGCGUUGGAACCUAAAGUUGAUCGGACACUUUGAGCGUCUGCUCACAGUGUUGGAGAUGAACCAGAAGCAGCUGAUAUCGAUCAAGUUGGCCGUGUCCAAUGGCUUCAGCUACUUUGCCCGUCAAGAGAUCCUGAUACCAGUGUUGCCAUUUUUGGACUCGAUCAUCGAAGAGGUCUUCCUUCAGAUUGGCCUCAUCAUCCAUAUCCUGGUCAACAAGCACUCAGGACAGUCCGAGUAUCAACUCACCACGUCCAUCCUGGAGCAGUCGCUACAGGAGACCGAGGCAUUGGUUCAAGAGUGCAGCAGUACCUACAAGAAGUUGGUGCACGAGUACCAACGCAACAACCUGCCCCUGCUCGAUGCCUCUGAGGUUUCAAAGAUCCACUUCUUCAUCUUUAGCAUCACAGUGUUUGCUCAGAACCAACGUCAGAUCUCCGACAUCAUCUUUGAAAUCAACAAUGACUCUAGCUCCUAUCCAGUGCCAAUUGAGAUCAUCAUGCAUGGACUACCCUGGUUGAUCAUGGCCUUCCCAAGAUACCUAAUCAAGCGAUGGAGACUACUAUUGAGCAACAUCAAAGAACUGCGGAGCUAUGAUCCAAGUCAACCUGGCAGCGCACACUCAUCAAGCUUCACCCUUCUACUCGCAUGGAUCCUCAGGUACUUCUACAAUCUAUGGUUUGCCAACAGGAAGUGGAAGUUCCCUCUACAGCUGUCAGUGGCCUUCACCGCUGCCGCAUCAGUAUUCUACUACUUUGAAGGCACGUCUGCAGAUCGAUUUGAACUUCGUGGCAUUUGGAUGUGCGCCACAGUUGGCCUGGUAAUGUCACCAUCACUGGGCGCAACACUGACACGUGGUUUCCAUCGUCUCAUUGGAACAGUACUGGGUGGUGGCCUUGGUGUCCUCAUCAUGAUGCUGGUAAACGUCGUAAAUGAGCCAGUCAAACAGGUAAUCCUUGCAGUGUCCACCUUUAUCGCCGUGUUCUCAGCCUCAUUUGUUCAGCAAGAUGUUCGCUUCAGCUAUGCGGGCGCAGUGUUUGCCCUCACACUGAUGAUCAUCACCUAUGGAGAGUUCUUUGCCCAUCACUUCACCUACAUGAUCGCCGUCAACCGUAUCUUCAACGUCAGUCUUGGAAUCAUAUGGGUGAUCAUCGUGUCUCUUAUGCUCUUCCCAUUCUUUACCUACAAGACCUCACGGUUCAAGUACUUUGAGGUGACCAACACGAUCGCCGAGACCUUCAUCAAGAUUGUGGACCUUGGCCUGCGACUUGAGAGUGACGGCUCACCAGAACAGCGCGCAGUAAUCAAACAGGAAAUUGCCGGAUCCAUCAGAAAGAUCAGAGUCAGUAUGUCGGCUCAGAAGGGCUUGAUCUAUGACAUCAAGUCUGAGCUGGCCAUCCAUCCCAAGAUGCACGUGGCCUACUACCUAGAGAUGUUGGAGAACCUGUCCAAACUCUACACCAGACUGGUGGCCUUUGACAAUGCAUUCGACUAUGAGUUCUCUGAUGACAUGUUGUCGGCCAUGGCACCCAUCAGGGCACCUCUAAAGCAUAUGAUCACGGCCAUCUGUCGCUCACUCCAACACAUCAUCCAAUUGGUAUUCAAUCAAGCACGCGAGGAAGGUUACGAUAGCGAGACGGACCUUAACGAGGCACUCAAGGAGUUGGACCUUUCAUUCCAAGGUGUCCGACAAGAUCUCCUCCAGCGAAAGGUCAUGUUCAAGCUACAUCCAGAGAUGAUUCAGUUUGGUUCAGGAAUAUACUCUCUUCGAGACUUUGUCAAGCACUACAUAAGCGUAGUCAAGAGCUUCGAACGUAUCAAGAGAGAUCAAUCUCGUCGUGGAGGUCAACUACGCAACUUUAUCCUUAGAAUGUGCGAU